Messenger RNA from Bradysia coprophila, 1217 nucleotides. RefSeq names its product replication factor C subunit RfC4 (gene RfC4). The record is from RefSeq and is a predicted model, not a curated record. Gene Ontology annotation, cellular component: DNA replication factor C complex; nucleus. Gene Ontology annotation, molecular function: ATP binding; DNA binding; ATP hydrolysis activity. NCBI's taxonomy places the organism in Eukaryota, Metazoa, Arthropoda, Insecta, Diptera, Sciaridae. Gene Ontology annotation, biological process: DNA-templated DNA replication; DNA repair.
AUGACAUGAAUUUUGGCGGGUGUAUCAUUUCGGUUUGUUUACGUCUGAACUUCGAUCCACAAAUUUCAAUUUUAGUUUACAUUUUUCGCGUGGAAAAACAAUGGAAAUCGACGAGGAACCAAUUAUUGUCGAGUCGGAGGCAGGACCGUCAACCUCAAAUGUAGUGACAAAGGAAAAAUCUAAGAAGAAAAACCUGCCAUGGAUCGAGAAGUAUCGUCCGCAAACAUUCGAAGAAAUCGUUGGCAAUCAGGACACCGUUAGUCGAUUGGGAGUGUUUGCUACACAAGGGAAUGCACCAAAUAUAAUCAUAGCCGGUCCGCCUGGCGUCGGCAAGACCACAACAAUCCUCUGCUUAGCCCGAAUCCUGCUCGGUCCAAAUUUCAAGGAAGGCGUUCUCGAAUUGAACGCAUCCAACGAGCGCGGCAUCGAUGUCGUGCGCAACAAAAUCAAAAUGUUCGCCCAACAGAAAGUGACUCUGCCGAGAGGACGUCACAAGAUUGUCAUCUUGGACGAAGCGGACAGCAUGACCGAAGGAGCCCAGCAAGCACUACGCCGAACGAUGGAAAUUUACAGUAACACAACACGAUUCGCACUGGCCUGUAAUACCAGUGAAAAGAUCAUUGAACCGAUUCAGUCACGUUGCGCUAUGCUAAGAUUCUCAAAAUUGUCGGAUGCUCAGGUGCUGGCAAAGCUAAUCGAAAUUUGCCAGAAAGAGUCGUUGAGUUACGUCGAAGACGGACUGGAGGCUAUUGUGUUCACAGCCCAAGGUGAUAUGCGACAGGCAUUGAACAAUCUUCAGUCAACGGCCAAUGGUUACGGCCACGUUUCAGGCGAGAAUGUCUUCAAAGUGUGCGAUGAACCGCAUCCGAUGCUUAUCCAAGAUAUGCUCCAGCACUGUAUCAAGGGUGACAUUCACAAAGCGUACAAAAUCAUGGCCAAACUGUGGCGCUUGGGCUACGCAGCUGAGGACAUAAUUGGGAAUGUGUUUCGGGUGUGCAAGCGCAUUGAGAUGGACGAGAAAUUGAAAUUGGCUUUUAUCCGGGAAAUUGGCGAGACUCAUAUGCGAAUCGUUGACGGUCUGAAUUCGUUGCUACAGUUGACUGGUUUAUUGGCGCGGCUGUGUCAAGCAACUGGAGACUUUUGAGUUGGAACAAUUUUUGCGUUUUAUCCCCAUUUUUUCUAAUAAAAAUUUUUUGGUUUCGAAUAUCGUUGUCAGA